CGGGGCGGGAGACGGCAACAGGGAAUAGCCCAGGUAGUGCAGCUUCCACUGCGGCCGAGAUCGGAGAGCACCCCGGUGGGCGGCUGGCCAGGCAGGGCGGGACAGCUCGCUGAGUUGUCAGAGCUGGGUUCGGUCGACUGGGGUGUGAGUUGUGUUGGGUUGAGUUCACGGGGCUUUAGUCGAGUUGGUUUGACGGGGAUUGUUGACAGGAGGGGGUGUUGAGUCGGGUUGACAGUAGGGGGUUGAGUUGGAUUGUAAGAGGAUUGGAGUGAGUUGUGAUUUAGUGGUGCUUUUGCCCCACCUGAUGGGCACCCUGUCGGGGUGAAUCCGUUCCAUCGAGAAGGAAGUUCUAAGCAACGGGGAGGCGACCAGCAAGUUCUCGGAAGGAGCGACCAGACAGAAGAGACAACAGGAUCCUCUUCACUUGAGUGUGGAACGAGCUGCCAACAGGAGUGGUAGUUGGAGUUUCAGUUGUAACAUUCGGACAGGUUGCCAUGGCGAUGCUUGGAGGGAGUGCAGCAUCCUUUCCGAUGAGUAACCACACAAGGGAGAGGGUUACUGUUGCCAAGCUCACACUGGAAAAUUUCUACAGUAACCUGAUCACACAGCACGAAGAGAGAGAGAUGAGGCAGGUGCAAUUGGAGAAAGCAAUGGAGCAGGAAGGACUGGCUGAUGAGGACAAACAAAUGCGAAGGACACAGCAUGCCCAGAAGGAGACAGAAUUUCUCCGCCUCAAGAGAACCAGGCUGGGUCUGGAUGACUUUGAGUCUCUGAAGGUCAUUGGAAGAGGCGCCUUUGGAGAGGUUCGCCUUGUGCAGAAGAAGGACACUGGGCACAUUUACGCCAUGAAGAUCCUGCGAAAGGCCGACAUGUUGGAAAAGGAGCAGGUGGCUCACAUUCGGGCAGAGAGGGACAUCCUCGUGGAGGCAGACAGUGCCUGGGUGGUCAAGAUGUUCUACAGCUUCCAAGACAAGCGGAACCUCUAUCUAAUCAUGGAGUUUCUGCCUGGAGGUGACAUGAUGACGUUGUUGAUGAAGAAGGACACGCUGUCUGAAGAGGAGACUCAGUUUUACAUCGCGGAGACGGUGCUGGCCAUCGACUCCAUCCACCAACUGGGCUUCAUCCACAGGGACAUUAAACCUGACAACCUCCUUUUAGACAGCAGGGGACAUGUGAAGCUCUCUGACUUUGGGCUCUGUACGGGGUUGAAGAAAGCUCACCGCACCGAGUUCUACCGUAACCUCACACGAAACCCACCCAGUAACUUCACUUUCCAGGACAUGAACUCGAAACGAAAGGCAGAGACUUGGAAGAAGAACAGACGACAGCUGGCUUAUUCUACAGUUGGCACCCCUGAUUAUAUUGCCCCAGAGGUGUUCAUGCAGAAUGGAUAUAACAAGCUCUGUGAUUGGUGGUCGCUGGGCGUCAUCAUGUAUGAAACUCUGAUAGGCUAUCCCCCCUUCUGCUCGGAGACCCCUCAGGAAACUUACCGGAAAGUGAUGAACUGGAAGGAAACUUUGACAUUCCCUCCAGAGUUUCCAGUCUCUGAGAGAUCAAGGGAUCUGAUUCUCAGGUUCUGCUGUGGAGCUGGGGACAGAAUUGGUGCUGGUGGCGUGGACGAAAUUAAAAACCACCCAUUCUUCGAAGGGAUAGACUGGGAACACAUCAGAGAGCGCCCAGCGGCAAUUCCCAUCGAGAUAAGAAGCAUAGACGACACUUCCAAUUUUGAUGAUUUUCCUGACUCUGGUAUCUUGCAGCCAGUGCCAAAUGAGUCUGAAUCUGACUAUAAAUCUAAGGACUGGGUCUUCAUCAACUAUACCUACAAACGGUUUGAGGGCCUGACAGCCCGGGGAACCAUCCCAUCCUACAUGAAGUCAGAGAAGCUAUGAAGGUGCGGUGAUGUUCCAGGGAUCUACAGCAACCUGACACUUGCCCUCCUGAAGAGAUCCCUCUUCACAUCCAGAACAUCCAAAUCGAUGAAAAUCCCUCUGGAUUAGGAGUUUCUGUGCCACCAGAACGUACUUACUAGUGAUGGUUCAGUCUACGCCAUAAUGUUCCUGGAUUCUCUCCUUUUGCACUGAGAACAGCAGUUUUGGCUGUUUGCUCUCUGCCUGGUGCUUCAGCACUGGUGAAAUGGUCGCAUCGUCGCCAUUCUGUGUAGCUGAGUGAGACGGCAUUACCUACAGAUAAUCGCCUCUGAACGGAGAGCUGGGCAGCAUGGUAGCAAAGUGGCUAGUGGGACACUUUACAGUUCUAACGAUCAGGGCUCAACCCUCACCCUACCUGUGCAUUCUCCCUGUAAACGCAUGGAUUUUCCUCCCACGCUCCGAAACAAUGCACGAAAUAGUAAGGGUUAAUAAGCUGUGGGUGUGGUAUAUUGGCACAGGAAGUGUAGCAACACUCGC
Hypanus sabinus (Atlantic stingray) is the source of this 2405-nucleotide messenger RNA. Its product is annotated as serine/threonine-protein kinase 38-like. Gene Ontology annotation, biological process: peptidyl-serine phosphorylation; intracellular signal transduction. The coding region runs from base 495 to 1889 and encodes 464 amino acids. The record is from RefSeq and is a predicted model, not a curated record. Gene Ontology annotation, molecular function: ATP binding; protein serine/threonine kinase activity. Lineage: Eukaryota; Metazoa; Chordata; Chondrichthyes; Myliobatiformes; Dasyatidae. The transcript has 15 exons.